Molecule: messenger RNA, 825 nt
Organism: Schistosoma rodhaini
Lineage: Eukaryota; Metazoa; Platyhelminthes; Trematoda; Strigeidida; Schistosomatidae
Source: the annotation of a GenBank genome assembly
GACCAUUGCCAUAUACUACUUAUAUAGAUAUAAGUAGACCACACCAUAGUACCAUUCACUAUUUUAUAUUCGAUCAAAAAGUAUAUAACAUCAAACUUUCUAAUUGAAUGUCAACAUAUUCAAUGAAUGAUUUUGAUCCUUUUAAUAAUAUUCCAUCUCAUCUGAUAUUUACCAAGACACCGAAUGUUUCACCAGCUAAUUCAUGUUCUUUACAUGAUUCAUAUGAUCAUACUAAUCAAAUUAGUGAUGGAAAUCAACAGAAUAAACAAUUUCAUUCAACUUUUAGUUAUAAUUUAUUACCGAAUCAAUGGUCGUAUACGAAUAAUAAUAUAAAAUAUGCCAAGAAAAUCAAUCGGUGCAAAUCAAAUGACAGUUAUCAAGAAAAAACAAUUGAUGAUGAUGAUGAUGAUGAUGAUGAUGAUGAUGAUGAUGAUGAUGAUGAUGAUGAUGAUGAUGAUGAUGAUGAUGAUGAUGAUGAUGAUGAUGAUGAUGAUGAUGAUGAUGAUGAUGAUGAUGAUGAUGAUGAUGAUGAUGAUGAUGAUGAUGAUGAUGAUGAUGAUGAUGAUGAUGAUGAUGAUGAUGAUGAUGAUGAUGAUGAUGAUGAUGAUGAUGAUCUUUAUAUCUUAGACUUACUAUUAUCGAGAACGUGUUAGGUUAUUGGUGAUUACUGCUAACUAACCCAGACUAGGAUGAAGAAGCUGUCGCUUGUUACCUAGAUUUCCGUAGUUAUUUAACUGUUAUCAAUCCACGAUGAGAAUUAAUGCAAUAGAAACUACUGAGAGCGAUCAAUAAGUAGUGUUCAAUACCGUGUUUGUCUAAUAUUUA